Messenger RNA from Caenorhabditis auriculariae, 2370 nucleotides. The record is from the annotation of a GenBank genome assembly. NCBI's taxonomy places the organism in Eukaryota, Metazoa, Nematoda, Chromadorea, Rhabditida, Rhabditidae.
AUGAAAUGGGGGCGCGGCACGUGCGGAAUGCGUUUUUCCGAUACUCCAAAUGACGCCAUUGUCCGACGAGCACCCUUGGCGCUGAGAUGGGCUGUCUCCCCUUCAAAAACUUUAUUUUUUUAAUUUUUUUAAGUGUAAUAUAGUCUUGUUUUUUUCGAUUAUUAUGUAAAUAAUGAUGACCAAGAGUUGAAUAGGGAUCAAGCUGAUUGAUUUUAAAGCAAGAACUUGAUAUAACUUCUAGAUAUUUCCGGUUUUAGGCCGCACUAAAAAUAAAAAUACUUUUUAUCGGUUUUAAGCGUUCUUUUAAGUUGUUCUAAUUGUAUUUACCUAUUAUUCUAAUUUUUGUCUUGAUUCUUUUAAUAUUUUUUACAUAUAAAUCGCAGGAAAUAGGGUUUUGUCACCAGAAACAGAAUUCUAUUACAAAGUUUGUUUCAAAAACUUUUUAACUGUCAAAUUUCCUAGGACAAUCACUUUUAUCUCCCUAAAUCAAUAAUCUAAAAAAAAAUUUGAAAGCGUCUCCCGAAAGUGAAUAAUGCAUUUUGUACUUUAUAUCAUCGCGAACUUACUUUGCACUUUGCCCGCUCACGUUUGCUGAUUGCUUCCUGUUUACUCCACUAAUUUUGCACUUCUUAAUGUUUUUGAAUUUUGAAAUGGCGAGAAAUUAUCGUUCACAUUUUUUUUUUCAAAAUUUUCAAUCAAUGAAAUAUUUUAAUUUUCGUUCAGUAUGAACCGUGCGGUAGCUUCUCGUUUCUUGGCCAUCCGAAGGGCUUUCCAGAAGCGAAAAUGGAUCUGGCGGACACCAUGAGGUAUAUUUAUUUUAUUAAUUUAUUAAUUAUUUCAUUUUUUUGAAGUUCGUUUUAUCAUUGGAAUGAAAAAUGCCCUUUUCUGACAUUAUGACUCAUGACUCAUCAAGAAAAGUUGGCUUCGUCAUUGUUUGGAAGGAAUUUUGCUUAUCAUUAUGCACUUUAAAAGGUCAAAAAAUGGUUCCGUAGUAUUCGAAUAGAAAAUUGAUUUUCUUUCAAAUACAAAUAAAGGGAAGAAAAAAACAAAGGUUUUUUGGUUAUCAAGUUAAUUUUGUCAGACUUCAUUUUUCAAAAAGCUUUCAAACUUCAUAGAAAGGUUCUCUUUGCUUUAACAAACUUUAAACCCUUUGUUAGCGAAAUAUCUGCUUUAAUUUUGAUUUUCAAUAAGUUUCGUCCAUAUAAAGGUUUAAAAAAAGCUGAUGAAUUUUUAAUUGAGAGAGGGCGUUUCUCGAGUGGUAUGACGUAUUAGGGUUAAGGUUCUGAUUUCUUACAUUCAUUUUUUUUUAAUCGAGUAUCCCUUGAAAUGGUGAGGAAAGGGUGAAGGAAAGUUGAGGAUAAGUUAUGAAAAAAUUAAUUAUUAUGACCUUAAUUUUUUUUUUGCUGUUAGUUUUCAUCCCUAGAAGAUUUUCAAUAUAAUCAAAUUCGAACGAAUAUAUUCAUGUCUGAGGGAAAACCGUUUGUUUAUUAUUCAUUUCUCUGCGUCAAGCACUUUUUUUCACGCUUUUUCAGUUUUCAAAAAUGGAAUCCCAUCCAAAUUGAUGAAGUACUCAGUGGGAUAGUAUUUGAAAGUCAGAAUUUAUUCUCGGAGCAGAAAAAGUUUUAAAGUACUGGUUAACUAAAGGAAAUGCGUGAUAAUUUCAAAAAAGCAAAAAAUCGGAAAUUUUAGAGUGUUGAUUUAUCUCUUGAGGACAUUUUGGAAGAUAUAAAACAAAAAAUAACGUCUUUUUUGGCUUAUGCUGUUCAAAAAUGACCAAAAAAGAUCUUAUGGUGCCUUUGGUGUUUCUAUUGCUUUUUUCAACAAAGACGGAAGUCAAGGAAAAAGUUGAUUCAUUAAUUUUUCAUUAUUCAAAUGAAAAAAAUAAAUCAACAUGAUAUGUUUAAAACCUAUGGAAAGUUCUCUUUUCUGAUAGUUUUCCCACACUUUCAUGAAUUUAAUUUGAUUGAAAUUUGAUUUAAUAUCGUCUUGAAUCAACAGAAGUGGCUCCAAAAAAGAGCUCAUAUGUUUUUUUUUGACCAAAGCUCAUUUACGGUUCUUUGAUCCUUAACUCAAAAGCCUUUUGUCGUUUAUUCUAUAAAGCCUCUGAUCAAAAGUUUCUUACUAAAUGAAAUAUUGUGCCCUAAACGAAUGUUUCAGGUGGUAAACGUAGGACCGCCGACGACCUUCGACUACAUGCCGAUCCCGUUCCAGUCGUACCAGAAGGUGCACGGAGAGCUCCAGGCCAAGUUCAACAUGUACCUGGCCGUCUCGGCGGCUCUUUUUGCCUCGUCCUUCUUCCUGGCCAUCUACACCGACGUCUUCUGUCUGGAAGCCCUCCGUCCGCCACAGAGCUACCGUAACCGCAAAUAA